AUUGUAAGAAGCAGAGAAACAGCCUAAAAAAUUGCGGCCCCGUCGCCCGUACAUCGUGAUCGUCCCCCAGUAUGCGAACAUAUAACUGAGACUUCAACUUCUGCUCGCCCGUCAGCAGGCGUUCGGCCAAAUAAGCAGCACCACAAAGACCUCUCAAACAUAAUGGACGACCCAUCGUUUGACCGCUGCAACCACUUUCCUGCUCAUAUAGGGCCGAAAGUAUUUCCAAAUUUCUUUCUUUGGAGUCGAUUGGUGCGAUGGGCACAAAAGGAAGAUCUUGUGGCCGUAACCGACCUGACCUUCAACUUCAAGGCGACCUACGCACAGUUGUUAACAGAUGUUCUGCAUCUACGAAACUAUUUGCGCCAGUGCUUGCAUGUGGAAAUUGUUGCAAGCAUUGAUCGCGGCGAAGAGGUGUUCUUCAACUUACUCGGCCCUGCUGGAUAUGAAUUUACGGUCGGGUUCCUAGCGCUCAUCGCACUCGGCGUAGUGGUCGUGCCAAUAUCUCCGGACUUACCAGUCAAAGAAGCAACGUACUUUGCGACUAAAUGUCAAUCAAAGGCAGUCCUGGUUGCGGACAGAUGCGUCAGACUUGGCGAACAGCUGGAACGUGUCAUGCAGUCACAUACCAAAGGGCUGUUCAGAUCGAUCAUGAUCAGACCACAUUUGAUGCAAAGAUGUUUAGAACCAAGCGAAUUUCAGGUCUCUUCUGAUGUCUACACCGAUCUGAACCAAAGCGCGUAUGUAAUUUUCACGUCCGGCACGACCGGCCCCCCGAAGGGCGCCGUCAAGCGGCGUGGCUUCCUGUACGAUGUCGCAAGCCAAUUCAGCGAUCAGCACGGUAUACGGCAAGGAGAUCAUGUUCUACACGUCCUUCCCGUGCACCACGCGACCGGAAUCACAGUGACAUUGCUUCCCUUCAUUUGGAGUGGUGGCCACAUCGAGUUUCGAAGUGGAGGAUUUGACCAAGCGUGGACCUGGGAGCGCAUUAGAAAGGCUGAUUUGGACUUCUUUUCUGGCGUGCCUACAAUAUACAUGAGGCUCAUGCAAUACUAUGAGCAAAAGCUGAGUAAGCUGCCACACGCCGGAGAGUAUGCUGCUGGUGCUUCACAUAUACGGGUCAUGCUUUGCGGCACGUCUGCUCUGCCGAGACCUUUGCAACACAAGUGGACGAAACUGCGUGGAGGGAAGCACAUCUGCACCCGGUAUGGUGGAACAGAAUUCGGGAAUGUGUUCACAGUGACGCCGUGGUUGAAGAAUGUUCCCGAUGGCUCCGUCGGAACCAAAGGACCUGGCAUUGACUUCAAGCUCUCUGGCGGAGAUGAAGGAGAGGUUCUGGUCAGAACGCCAAUUAUGUUCUCAAAAUACUUGUUUGAUCCCGAGGGCACGAAGAAAGCAUUGGAUGCGGAAGGGUACUUUAAAACCGGAGAUAUUGCGCGCAAGGAGGGAGAUUUCUACUUCAUUCUUGGCCGAGCGUCGAUUGACAUCAUCAAAUCCGGUGGCUACAAGAUCUCGGCCUUGGACAUCGAACGGGAAAUAAUGGGCCUUGAUUACGUGUCCGAAGUCAUGGUCGUUGGAGUCGAAGACGAGGAAUUUGGACAACGUGUGGCUGCAGCAGUCAUUUUGCGGGAAGAUCUACGGACAACGCUGACCAUCGAUGAGCUACGAGCCGACUUACGCGCUAGCUUGGCUGGUUAUAAGAUGCCAACACUUCUUAGAGUGGUCAAGGAAAUUAGGAAGAACGCAACGGGAAAGGUCAUCAAAAAAGUUCUUGUUGGAGAGCUUUUCCCGCCCGGCGGACACCCAGAUGUCCAGGUUUGGAGAUCCUCGAAAGGACUAGGGGGUAUUGAAGCUCGUAUGUAGACGUAUUGACAUAGGAUAUCUUUUAGACGGCACAGGCCACUCGGAUAGACAUACACCGUUUCUGACAUGAACAUACAAUGGAC
Molecule: messenger RNA, 1946 nt
Organism: Verruconis gallopava
Lineage: Eukaryota; Fungi; Ascomycota; Dothideomycetes; Venturiales; Sympoventuriaceae
Exons: 2
Coding region: 163-1863 (566 amino acids)
Biological process (GO): fatty acid metabolic process
Molecular function (GO): medium-chain fatty acid-CoA ligase activity
Source: RefSeq, a predicted model, not a curated record